Messenger RNA from Theobroma cacao (cacao), 678 nucleotides. The record is from RefSeq and is a predicted model, not a curated record. Lineage: Eukaryota; Viridiplantae; Streptophyta; Magnoliopsida; Malvales; Malvaceae.
AUGGACUUUGUAACAGGUUUACCUCGAACUAGUGGGGGUUAUGAUUCAAUCUGGGUCAUAGUAGAUCGAUUAACUAAAUCAGCUCACUUCCUUCCGGUUAAAACUACAUACGGGGCUACCCAGUAUGCCCAGCUUUAUGUAGACGAGAUAAUACGGCUGCAUGGCAUUCCUGUUUCUAUAGUAUCUGACAAAAGAGCACAAUUCACCAGUAGGUUCUGGCAAAAGUUGCAGGAAAUGAAGGGACUUGGAAUUUCAAGUAGGAGAUCAUGUCUUUUGAAGGUCUCACCAAUGAAAGGAAUAAUGAGGUUUGGCAAGAAGGGAAAGUUGAACCCUCGAUAUAUAGGACCCUUCGAGAUCUUAGAAAGGGUUGGAGCAGUGGCAUAUCGUUUGGCAUUACCGUUAGACCUUUUGAAUAUUCACCCUAUGUUUCAUGUGUUAAUGCUUAGGAAGUACAACCCGGAUCCAUCACAUGUAAUAUGGUAUGAAACCAUCCAACUGAACAAUGAUCUGACCUAUGAGGAGCAACCGGUAGCUAUCCUUGAUAGACAAGUCAAAAAGCUUUGUUCAAAAGAGAUAGCCUUAGUGAAGGUGUUAUGGCGAAACCACACCAGCGAAGAGGUAACAUGGGAAGCGAAGGAGGAGAUGCGGACAAAGUAUCCACACCUCUUUAAUAUGUAG